Messenger RNA from Leishmania major strain Friedlin, 2058 nucleotides. RefSeq names its product putative phospholipid:diacylglycerol acyltransferase. The record is from RefSeq and is a predicted model, not a curated record. The transcript has a single exon. Gene Ontology annotation, cellular component: cytoplasm. Gene Ontology annotation, biological process: lipid metabolic process. The coding region runs from base 1 to 2058 and encodes 685 amino acids. NCBI's taxonomy places the organism in Eukaryota, Euglenozoa, Kinetoplastea, Trypanosomatida, Trypanosomatidae.
AUGCAUAUCGAAACAAGCAUCAACGCGAUGCAUCGCCCGCCGCCCGUGGAGGUAUCACCGUCGAACCCGAAGGUGUCUGCAGCACGACGGCACGCGCCUUCCGUCGCGGGUGGGCAACAUCAUCACCGCGGGCAGCGCAAGGGGUUGUCUGUGAGCGGCCAGCCGCAGAGCCGCUGGAUGCGCCUGCGCUCCUUCAUGUUUGGCCGGGAGGAGUUCGUGGACUUCGACAGCGCAUUCGCAAGUCCGACGGACCCGGCAAAGGUCACCGACUCGCAGCGACGCACAGCACGGAUGAUCGAGCGUCUGCCGCUCCCCAGCUGGGUGAAGCACAACCUCUUCGAUGUAGUCGACUUUCUGACACGCAGGCGGGUGCAUCUUGUGCUGAUUCUCGCAGUGUUCAUGUUUGUGAUUGCGCCAGAAGGCGUGAUGGAGGACGUCGCCGGCUCCUUCACGGUCGAUGAGGACGCGCGACCGGGACUCACUUUCUUCAAGAAGUACAACAGGGGCGACACAUACUUGCCGCGGCGGCACCCCGUCGUCAUUAUGCCGGGCUUCAUCACCGGCGCGCUUGAGGUGUGGGAAACCUCUCUGCCAUGUGCGCGGCAGAAGUCCUUCUUCUCGGGGUUUCGGCAGCGCAUGUUUGGACCGCAGAUGAUCUACCUCAUCCUGUCCGACCCGCAGUGCUGGCUGGACAUGUUCAGCAUGAACAAGAAAACCGGGAUGGACCGCAACGACACGAAGGUGCGCGCCGACUCUGGCUUCGCCUCGGUGGACUACUUUGUCCCUGGCUACUGGGUGUGGGCGAAGGUGCUCAUCAACCUCGCGGACAUCGGUUACGACCCGCAAAGCAUGGCGGUCGUGACAUACGACUGGCGCCUCUCCCCUGAUAAGGCGCACGAGCGCGACGGGUUCUUUUACCAGGUGCGCAACAGCCUGCACUUUCUGUGCCGGAGGAACCGGAAGCGGGCGGUGGUAAUCUCGCACAGCUACGGCGCGACCGUCGCUCUGGCCUUCUUCCGGUGGGCAGAGCAGCGCGAGGGCGGCUUUAUGGACCGCCACGUUGCCUACUACGUGAACGUAGGCGGCGUUGCAAUGGGCGUCGGCAAGGCUGCCUCAGCGCUGCUGCUCGGCGACGCAAGGGACACGCUCAACAUUCAGUGGGCGGCCAGGAAAAUGUUGGACACCUUUAUCAGCCAGGAGGCCCGCUAUGGCUUGUCGCGGUCGUGGAGCUGCCUGGUGUCGAUGCUGCCGCGUGGUUGCGAGGAGGCGUGGCCGGGGCUCACGGUGCUGCCUAACGGCACCGCUCUCGGCACUCGCGGCACGGCGGAACUAAUCCGCGGUGGAUGCCAGCGCUCCGGCCACGAGGACUGCGUUCGUCAGAUCGACUCCUUCUUGGAGACCAUCGACGAGUUGCCCUCACUGCCGCAGGCACCACACACAACGGUGGUGUGCCUGUACGGCGUCGGCUUGCCAGCGGAGGCAGGUUACUAUCUCAUGUGGAACCCAGACGAGGCGAACACCGAAACCCCGUACGUAGGCAACAGCUCCGUCUUUAACAACAACACUUCACAUGGCGUGCGCAUGUCGGACGGCGAUGAUACGGUGCCGCUCAUGUCGCUCGCGUACAUGUGUCGCGCCGUGAACGGGUGGGGACGCAAUGUGGGACGCGUCGUGACGCGGGAGUUCAACCACAGCGUCAGUGGUGCCUCGUCCUUGAAACUACGCGGUGGUAAACUGAGUGCCAAGCAUGUCGACAUUCUUGGCAACUACGAGAUGCUCGAGAUAAUCUUGAAGAUCGCCAGCGGCAUCGACGAGGAGGGUGUCGAGAAGCCUGAGACUGACGAGUUCAGCUACACAAACGCGGACACCGGCGAGACCUCUACGCUGCAGCGCCGUGUGCACGACCGCAUCUACUCCGACGUGGACUUCAUUAUCCGCAGCAACCUGCGCAGCUGCCUGCGCAAGAAGAACAAGCCGAUCAAACCUAUCGAAGGCUACGAGGAUGACGACGAAUCUGUGUGGAGUGGCACUUCGAAGUCGUCGUGGCAACGACGGUAG